UCCCGUUUACCUUAAUUUUUCCUUAUUUCCGCAUUAUUCUUUGUGUCUCGGGGGUCGUGUAGUGUCUAGAAGUACUCCUGAAGAAGGGUUAUAGAUGGCAAUGAUCUUAAGGUCCUAUAUACAGCUAUCUAAUGUGAGGAGUGUCUGGUCGAAGGUCAGUUGUAAGUUAACGGAGGUAGGAAGUGGACGUCUGUUCUCCCGCUCCCCGCCAGUGCUCACUCGUGUCCUCGCCAAUACCCCCAUCGACAUGUCAUCUCAGAAGAAAAUUUGUAUCCUGGGCUCUGGAAACUGGGGGUCAGCCAUCGCCAAGAUCGUGGGGAACAACGUGACCAAGUUCGACCAGUUCGACAAUGAGGUCAAGAUGUACGUGUACGAGGAGAUGGUGGACGGCAGGAAGCUGACGGAGAUCAUCAACACCACGCACGAGAACGUCAAGUACCUGCCGGGGAAGAAACUGCCGCCUAACGUGAUUGCUGUGUCCGACGUGCUGGAGGCUGCCAAGGAUGCUGACGUGCUGAUCUUCGUCAUCCCGCACCAGUUCAUCAAGAGGAUAUGUCAGCCCCUCGCCGGCAAGCUCAAGCCCACCACCGUCGGCAUCUCUCUCAUCAAGGGCUUUGACUUGAAGGAGGGCGGCGGCAUCAUGCUCAUCUCCCACCUGAUCAACGAGGUCGUCAACGUCCCCAUGUCCGUGCUCAUGGGGGCCAACCUGGCGGGCGAGGUGGCGGAUGAGAAGUUCUGUGAGACCACCAUAGGCUGCCGGGAUGAGGCGGUGGGCAGGAUGUACAGGGACCUCAUCCAGACGGAGUACUUCAGAGUGGUGGUGGUGGAUGAUGUUGAGGCCGUGGAGGUGUGCGGGGCGCUCAAGAACAUUGUGGCAACAGGUGCCGGCUUUGUGGAUGGCCUUGGCUACGGAGACAACACCAAGGCGGCCGUCAUCAGAUUAGGACUCAUGGAGAUGAUCAAGUUCUGUGAGGUCUUCUACCCCGGCUCCAAGCUUGGCACCUUCUUUGAGAGCUGUGGCGUGGCGGACCUGAUCACCACCUGCUAUGGCGGCAGGAACAGGAAAGUGGCGGAGGCCUUCGUCAAGACAGGCAAGACAAUUGAAGAGCUGGAGAAGGAGAUGCUCAAUGGCCAAAAGCUGCAGGGCCCCUACACAGCCCUGGAGGUGAACCACAUGCUCAGGGAGAAGAACAUGGAGGACAGGUUUCCUCUCUUCACUGCCAUCCACCAAAUCUGUCUGAAGGAGAUGCAGCCGGCAGGGAUGAUUGACUGCAUCAGGAACCACCCGGAACACAUGCCUCCAAACUGCUUUAAAAUUUCGAUGGCCUCUAAGGAACCGUCAGAAUACCUUCAGGGUUAAGCUGAGUGGCGUGUGUGGGGUGCCUGCGUCUGGUAGGGUGUGUGUUGGUGCUCCUUCGACCAGCAGCACACCUCCGUCGCUGGCAACGAGUGAGAGGAGCAAGCCAUGUCUGAGAGCAUGUGGCCGUGGUUAACCUUUUGCUAUGUUCUCCCUCCUUGAGCUUGUUCCUCCUGUCUGCAGUAUGUGAGGCUGGUGUCUGUUUGGCUGCUGAGUUUGUGAGGAUGUCUUAUUUCAUUUGGUUGCUGAGUGUGUAUGAGGGUGUUUCUUUGACUGUCCUUUUUCCCAUGUGUUCAAGGUUGCCAUUUAUGCCUCCAUUGCUUUAGAACGCCAUUUGAUUAAACUACCAGAAUUAGCUCCACAAUGUGUGUUAAGAGCACUGUGCUGUUUUACCUCCCAUCAUAAACUUCUUCAUAAAUUUUAGAGGAAGAAUAAAUGGCAUCCCAUGUCAACUCUUGCAUUAUGUUAAUUUGUGUAAGAUGUUGUCUUAUUAUGACUGUCAAGUACUUACUAUGUCCAUGUUAUAAUUGGACAGGUGCAUAUAGUAUGGCAGCUGUAUAUAACUUUGAACAUCAUGACACUUUAGAUGUUUAUAUUGCAUAUCAAGAUUGCUGUACAUCUCCUGUUCUCAUCAGGUUUAAUUAAAGACAAGCACAUGGCGAUAUUCUUAAAGUUAAUAGACAAGUUUUGGAUUGUGGCAAUGAGGUGAUAAUGAAACUGGUUUGCAUUUGCAUUGUUUAUCAACUCAUAGGUUGUGUUAAGUAUUUUGAUACAUUCGGUGUUCCAAGUGUGUGUGUGUGUGUGUGUGUGUGUGUGUGUGUGUGUGUGUGUGUGUGUGUGUGUGUGUGUGUGUGUGAGCCAGAGUGCAGUUUACUGUUACAUGGUUACUGUUAAAACACACUAUAUUGUUAUACUUUACUUUUUUUGUAAGGUGCAGGCAACACUUUUGUGAACCUGCAUGCAUUAAAUGUGUGCAAACCAGUGACUAUGUAUGUGUGAUUGGUUGAAUCCUUGAUAUGUAUUUGUGAAAUACAUUGAGUUAAUCAGUA
This is a messenger RNA of Eriocheir sinensis (Chinese mitten crab), 2406 nucleotides long. RefSeq names its product glycerol-3-phosphate dehydrogenase [NAD(+)], cytoplasmic-like (gene Gpdh1). Gene Ontology annotation, biological process: glycerol-3-phosphate catabolic process; carbohydrate metabolic process. Bases 95 to 1360 code for a protein of 421 amino acids. Lineage: Eukaryota; Metazoa; Arthropoda; Malacostraca; Decapoda; Varunidae. Gene Ontology annotation, molecular function: NAD binding; protein homodimerization activity; glycerol-3-phosphate dehydrogenase [NAD(P)+] activity. The transcript is spliced from 11 exons. The record is from RefSeq and is a predicted model, not a curated record. Gene Ontology annotation, cellular component: glycerol-3-phosphate dehydrogenase (FAD) complex; cytosol.